AUGGACGCCCGAUCCGACACCCGCCGGCCUUCCGUUACUUUCGCCGACCAGUCUACAACGGACGAUUCGUCUGAGGCAACUCCCAUCGCGAGCUCCCAUUCAAACCCCGCCGCGCCGCACGUCGACGACUCGUCCACACCUGACGCCUUUGCCGCAUCUGCUGCAUCUUCUGCACCCGUCUCCGCCAAUGCUGCUACCCCCAGCUGCUCUUCAUCAUGGAGCGCCAGCUCCGAUCGCCAGCUUGGUCACGGUGCGAGCCCUGACCCUUCGGAUAGGGUAUUUCCCAUCCGCUCCGUCGUGAGUGUCCAGCGCACCGGUAGAUCAUCAAGCGAACACGACUACUUUCCCCGACUACCCGACCACGGUCAAUAUCCGGCACCCCGGCCUGGUAAUCCUCGAAUCGACACCGCUGCUCUUGGCGCCGCCUCUCGCCGUGAUUCCGCCUCUGCCACCACCUCCCAUUCUCACCCCUCCACUGUAACUUCACCGAGCGACCGACAACCUGUCUUGACCCGGAGAAAGAAUACUGGUAGCGGGCCGUUAUCAAGCGUCCAGGCCGAUGCCGUGCGCCAUGCGAAUUCGAAGCCUCUCGAACUAUUUCAAGACGUUAUCUCAGACGGCGAAGAUGAGUCGGUACCAGGGGAUGAUUCCUCCCAGCGCCCAGCAUCCCUCACCACAAGCCAGCUUAGCGAACUCGGGACCGAUGGUCUUUUCACGACGCGCUUCAAAUAUGUCAUGACAGACGAAGGUCACCAUGUCAUCACCGGCACCGACAAUGUUUUGCAACGAUGCGAAGACGAACCUAUCCACACUCCUGGUGCCGUUCAGGGAUUCGGUGCCCUGGUGGCCAUUCGGGAAGAGGCAGACGGGCGCUUCUCUGUUCGUUACGCCAGCGAGAAUACGGAGAGGUUAACGGGUUACUCGCCUCAGCUGCUGUUUCGUCUGAACAGCUUCCUCGAUAUUUUAACCGAAGAGCAGCAGGAUAACCUAUUGGAUCACAUUGACUUCAUUCGUGACGAGGAUGCCGACCCAGCCAUCAACGGACCCGAGGUCUUCAGCCUGUCGAUUCGCCCACCAAGGAGGAAGAGUGUCAAGCUUUGGUGCGCUAUACACAUAAACCCAGCGCAUCCUGACCUGAUAAUCUGCGAGUUUGAGAUAGAUGAUGAUCAUCAGUUUCCACUGCGGCCACCAGAAGAGGCAACUCCGAACACACCAGAAGAUACACUCCAGUCCAACCCAACGAUGGAAGAACUGGCCGAAAGCACCGAAAUCUUGAGCAAGCCUUUGAGGGUUCUACGAAGUGCGCGAAAGCGCAGAGGUGACGCCGGGGCUAUGCAAGUAUUCGACAUCAUGUCCCAGGUACAAGAGCAGCUUGCUGCAGCUUCCAAUCUGGAAGGAUUCUUGAAAAUAUUGGUGGGCAUUGUCAAAGAACUCACCGGCUUUCACCGAGUCAUGAUCUACCAAUUUGACUCUUCCUACAACGGAAAGGUCGUCACCGAGUUGGUUGAUACCACGCAUACGAAGGAUUUGUACAAGGGACUUCAUUUUCCGGCCUCCGACAUUCCACGACAAGCUCGCGACCUGUAUAAGUUAAACAAGGUGAGGCUUCUGUACGAUCGCGACCUCGAGACCGCAAGGUUGGUCUGCAAAGCCAAGGAGGAUCUCGACCUGCCCCUAGACCUCAGCCACUCGUACCUGCGAGCCAUGUCUCCUAUUCACCUCAAAUAUCUCGCCAAUAUGGCCGUACGAUCCUCCAUGUCGGUUUCCAUCAAUGCUUUCAACGAGCUGUGGGGCCUCAUUGCGUGUCAUUCUUACGGCCGCAAAGGCAUGCGGGUGUCUUUUCCUAUCCGCAAAAUGUGUCGCCUGGUCGGGGAUACGGCGUCACGGAACAUCGAGAGAUUAUCGUACGCAACCCGACUUCAAGCUCGGAAACUCAUCAACACUGCGCCUACAGAUAAGAAUCCAUCUGGGUACAUCAUCGCGUCGUCGGACGAUCUCUUGAAGCUUUUUGAUGCAGACUUUGGGAUGCUUUCGAUUAAGGGAGAAACCAAGAUUCUUGGCGAGAUCGAGCAGUCUCAAGAGGCUCUGGCGAUGCUGGAAUACCUACGCUUGCGCGAACUCACGUCUGUGGUCACCUCUCAGGAUAUUCGGGAGGAUUUUCCAGACUUGCACUAUCCUCUGGGUUUCACCGUCAUCGCAGGCCUCCUCUACGUCCCAUUGAGUGUGGGCGGCAAUGACUUCAUCGUUUUCUUCCGAAAGGGCCAGGUCAAGGAGGUCAAAUGGGCCGGUAAUCCCUAUGAAAAGACUUUGCGCGAAGGAACAGCUGCCUACCUGGAGCCCCGGAAAAGCUUCAAAACCUGGCACGAGACGGUGCUUGGUAAGUGUCGAGAGUGGUCAGAAGAACAGGUCGAGACAUCGGCUGUGCUGUGUCUUGUCUAUGGCAAAUUUAUCGAAGUGUGGAGACAGAAAGAAGCUGCGUUGCAGAGCAGCCGUCUUACACGACUUCUGCUCGCAAAUUCGGCACACGAAGUACGCACCCCCUUGAACGCCAUCAUCAAUUACCUGGAAAUUGCGUUGGAAGGCUCUCUGGAUCAAGAGACACGCGACAAUCUGGCAAAAUCUCAUUCUGCAUCUAAGUCGCUAAUUUACGUCAUCAACGACCUACUCGAUCUCACCCAAACAGAGGAAGGCCAGAAUCUAGUCAAGGAUGAAGUGUUUGACUUUGGCAUGUGCAUACGAGAAGCAACAGAGCCAUUUGUCAACGACGCUAAGAGGAAGGGCAUUGAGUAUCAGGUUAUCGAACACCCUGGCCUUCCUCGUCACGUAUGUGGUGAUAGCCGACGUCUCAGACAGGCCAUUUCCAACGUCGCAGCCAACGCCGUGCAAAAUACCGCUAAUGGGUACGUCAAAGUCGAACUAUACGUUAGCGAAGUUCUUGACCGACGUGUACGGAUCGAAAUUCUGGUCGAAGACACGGGCAAAGGAAUGACGGCCAGGCAGUUGGACACUCUCUUCCGAGAUCUGGAACAAGUCAGCGUCGAACUAGGCGAAACGACCUUACCUUCCAAGGAUGAUGAAGCCGGAAAAGAAGAUAGAAUUCUGGGCCUGGGGUUGGCCGUCGUUGCCAGGAUCGUUCGGAAUAUGGAUGGCCAGCUGCGUCUUAAAUCAGAACAAGGUACAGGAUCACGAUUCAUCAUACAGUUGCCUUUCGAUAUACCGGAUGACGCGCCAGCACCAGCUGGAGGCCUAAGGCAUUCGGAGUCAGCUGCAGCAUCCAGCGUAGCAUCCGUGACUACUGCGGUCAUGCCUGAUAGCGACGGCGAACUCAUGCUCAUUGAUCGCGGAAGCAAGCAAACACAACAAAACGACGGAUUUGAAGAAAUGAUGCCUGGGGAUUCGGGUCCCAAAGCGGAAACCAGAAGUCUUGAGAGUCAGAAGAGCGCCGCCACAGGGACCAGCAGAGCCAGCGACAACAGUUCUCGGAGUGAUGCGGAUCGCUUGAUAGACGCCAUUCAAACGCCAUUGUCCAUUGGAGAGGUGGACAUGAGCCGACCAGUUGCUCAGCGCCAAUUCUCCAGAGAAACACUCUACCGACCAAAGUCCUCAGACGGCAACUCUUCUAGCGUCAUGGGAUCGCCGAAUUCGCUGCGGACAAGCCGGAAGAAUGGACCUGCGAUAGACUCAUCAUCACGGCAUGAAGUGGGCUUUAGUAGCGUGAAAGAUACGAAAACUCCCAUCAGGGCGGUCAAAAUUCCCGACGAGUACUUGGAACCACCGUCUUCUAUGCCUCAGGAGAGCGCAUCAUCUCGAGUGCUAUUUGAAGUAUCAGAAAAACAUACACAUGGGGCAGCCUCGGAAAGCGGUACGAUUGGAACGACCACAAGUGUCGUCUCAGGGCCAGAUACUACAAAGUUGCAAGUCCUUAUCGCCGAGGAUGACCCCAUCAACUCACGGAUUCUGCGGAAGCGCCUGGAGAAAUCAGGCCAUCAAGUUUCACAUGCUGUAAACGGCGAAGACUGCGCGACGGUUUAUCGUGAAAAGUCUAGUGCCUUUGACGUCGUUUUGAUGGACAUGCAGAUGCCGAUAGUUGAUGGCCUGACGAGCACUAAGAUGAUCCGAGCCUUCGAAAAGUCUAGCGAGCACGGUGGGCACUCUUCCAUCGCCAGUCAUAAUGGCAGAAUUCCCAUUUUUGCGGUUUCGGCAUCCCUGAUAGAGCGUGAGAGGGACAAAUACGUCAGUGCAGGUUUCGACGGAUGGAUUCUGAAGCCCAUUGACUUCAGGCGUCUCAAUACCUUACUCUUGGGAAUAGUGGAAGAUGACACUCGUGCAAUGUGUCUAUAUGCCCCAGGACAGUGGGAGCGCGGCGGGUGGUUCAAUGUCAGAGAUUGCUCUGGUGGUGAUGAAAAGAUCCUUGGCAAAGAAACAUCAGAUGAUGAAUCGGCUACACCUACAGGCCAAGAUGGGGUAACGAGAGAAGCAGACGGUACAGCUUGA
Messenger RNA from Colletotrichum gloeosporioides, 4494 nucleotides. Its product is annotated as Bacteriophytochrome. The transcript has 2 exons. Gene Ontology annotation, molecular function: phosphorelay sensor kinase activity; protein binding. Gene Ontology annotation, biological process: regulation of DNA-templated transcription; phosphorelay signal transduction system; detection of visible light. NCBI's taxonomy places the organism in Eukaryota, Fungi, Ascomycota, Sordariomycetes, Glomerellales, Glomerellaceae. The record is from RefSeq and is a predicted model, not a curated record. The coding region runs from base 1 to 4494 and encodes 1497 amino acids.